Messenger RNA from Drosophila sechellia, 3144 nucleotides. RefSeq names its product fasciclin 3 (gene Fas3). The transcript has 6 exons. Gene Ontology annotation, cellular component: adherens junction. The coding region runs from base 574 to 2301 and encodes 575 amino acids. Lineage: Eukaryota; Metazoa; Arthropoda; Insecta; Diptera; Drosophilidae. Gene Ontology annotation, biological process: homophilic cell-cell adhesion; heterophilic cell-cell adhesion. The record is from RefSeq and is a predicted model, not a curated record.
UAACUGUUGCUCCUAUCAGUCGUUCUCUGUCGCUCUUGGAUUGCGUGGGCACAUCGGUCGUUCGGCAUUUUGGGUUCGGCAUUUCGGGAUUUGAUAUCGUUAUUCGUGUCGGAUUCGUAUAAACCUGCGUCCGUGUGCGUUAGCCGGCCAUUGAGCACUAUCGCUGCCACUGGCAUUUGGCCCACCGUGUGUGUUUACAAGUGUGGCAUAAUCUUCGAUUAGCGCAACCCAACCGAUCGGAUAUACCCCUUGAAAAUAACAAAUACGAGCGAGGAGUUAAAAAAGCAUCCAAACACACACUGCACACCCCAAAACACACACACAAACACACGUCACAUAAAAAAUAUAAACCAGAGCCCCAGCGGCCGUAAAGUGCCACCAAAACGUACUUGGCCGUAUAUUUUAUGCAUGAAAAGCUAAAGCAAGUGCAACCAAACGCCUGAGUGACACCAAGAAAAAAAUACACAUACAUAUAAGGAAACCCAAAAAAACAAAACCGGGAUUACCGCACACUCAUACGCUCACGCUCAGUAGAAAAAAUACGCGAAGCCAAAGGAAGUCAGCAGCAAAAUCAUGUCACGGAUCGUUUUUAUAUGUCUCGCAGCCAUCUUAACAGAUGCACUCACCUGGGCCCAGGUGAAUGUGGAACCCAACACAGCGCUCCUCAACGAAGGCGAUCGCACCGAGCUGCUCUGCCGCUACGGCAGAUCCAUCAACUACUGCCGCAUCGAGAUUCCCGGCGAGCAGAAGGUCCUCAACCUGUCGCCGGAGUGGAGCAAGACACCCGGAUUCACGUACUUCGGAGCGGGUCUCACGGCCGGACAGUGCGGCGUGAGCAUCGAGAGGGUCAAGGCCAGCAACAAUGGCCAGGUCAAGUGCAGUCUGGGCGUUGAGGGAGAGGAGCUGUCGGGCACCAUCGAUCUGGUUGUGGCACUGCGUCCCCAGCAGCCCAUCAUCGAGCUGCUGUCGCGGCCAAAUCGCGAGGGCUACUUCAACGAGGGCACUGAAUUCAGGGCCCGCUGCAGCGUUCGCGAUGGCCGUCCGCCGGCGAACAUCUCGUGGUACAUCGACAACAUGCCGGCCAACAAGCGCACCACUCCCCUGGAGGUCAUGUCCUCGACCAACGACAACGUGGAGCUAUCGACCUCCGUGCAGGAAAUCCAGUGGCACCUGUCGCCCGAGGACAGCAACCGGAAACUGGUCUGCCGCUCCCACCACCAAACCGAUCGCGAGAGUGUGCCGCCCCAGGAAGCUGCCUACAUCAUCAACGUGCGCUAUGCUCCCGUCCACCAGCCAGAUGCCGCCGUGUAUGGACUCUACCUCGAGCACACUGCCAUUGUGAACAUAACCAUCCGCGCCAGUCCGCAGCCCAAGAUCGAGUGGACCAUCGAUGGAGCGAUUGUGGGGCAGGGACGCACCGAUGGACGCUACUCCGCGUAUGAGCCUCAGUAUCUGGGCAACGAUGAGUACAACGUGACACUGGCCAUUGCCGGACUGACCCUGGAAGAUACCACCAAAAUCUACAAUCUGAGGGCCAGCAAUGAACUGGGACUGACGGACUACCAGGUGCGAAUCAGUUCGUCGAGCAAACCGCCCAGCAGCAGCCUCGAUGUGGCCGCAAUCGUUGGCAUCGUGGUCGCCGUUGCCGUUUUGGUCCUGGUCGUUUUACUGAUUGUGUUUGCACGGGCUACCGGCCGAUGGUGUUUUGGCGGCAAAUCAAUCAAGACGCCCACAAACGAAACUCAAAUCGACAAGCAACUGGAGUUGGGAGCCCAGCAGAAUCACGGUCAAAACGUAGCACUCUUGGAAACCCCCAAUGGCAUAACCUUGUUGGGCGCCAGUAAGCUGAGAGAGGUCAAUGGAAACGGAAAUGGCCAGCAGGAUCGGUUUUCGGUUGAAAGACGCCAUCACGAUGAAGAUGACAGCUUUGAAUACGGAACGGAUCGGGAAAGCAGUGUCUAUAACCCCAUCACGCGACCUCUAAAGAGCAUCCUGAUGAGCCAGGCGGCAGGACGAAACUCCCGGAACUCUGCCACCGAUAAGGAGGAUGGCAACGAGAACGCCGAUCUCCUGCAGAAGGGCAAUCAACUGGGAAUUCCCGAAUCGCGCUUCUCGCGCUGGCUGCCCAAGGAUCAACGUGAGCUGAUCGAAAAGCAGGCUAUGUUGCUUUCGGGAAGGGGCAAGUCGACGGCGCCAGCCACUCCCCCCAAGCCCCAGAGACCACCGAUGGGAACAAAUACCACUGCCACAACGCCGACGACACCGACGACGCCAAAGUUGCCACAGGAAACGGAAAUCUGAGCGUGUGCACGUGUGUGUGCGCGCACAUGGCGUUCAUAUUUAUUUACUUCUUUUUCGGUACAGGAAACGCCCAGCAGGAUUAAGAAUGGAGCAGCCUUGUGACCAUCGGGAACUUUUCGGGGGGCAGCAUAAGUGUCAUAACUUAAAGCUGAUGUGUCAGAGCCAACUCAACCGAUAUAAAUUAAGUUUAGCAGGCAUAGGCCUGGUAUUUAUCCAAUGAGACCACCAUGAUGUUAAAUAGAAUUCUUCUUUUCACAACCGAAAUAUGAAAACCUUUUCCCAUAGUAUAAAUUAUUAUAAUUAUAUACUGGUUUAGGCUGAAAUACUUCAUACCUUAUUUUAUUCGAAAAGUAUUUGAAUUAUAAGCUGACUCCCAGAUGAAAAUUGAAAUAGUUCCGUCGCAAAUCUGUCCCCAUAAUUGACUCUAAGCUUGAAAUUAAGUCAAGAAAGUCUUUUUUCCUGAACGACAACAAACAAACGAAACAUUAACGAAACUGAUUUAUUUGAUAAAGAUUAAGACGGCAUGAAAUUAAGUUUUUAUCGAAUACAUUUAAACGAAAAAGUUUGCAUGGCAAGCAUGAAGCAACAAAUAAUUGUUUUACGCAAAUAUUUAUUGUAGUCACUGUAGAACAAAGUCGUCAAAUGACAUAUUUGUGCAUCAAAACAGUGUUCAUUUAAAACGCGCACAAUGUACUUUAAGAACGAAAAGAAACUUCCACUAAUUUUCGAUCAAUUUAGUUGGCUAAAAUUCGAGUGCCUUAAACUGAAAAUAAAUUUAGUAAUUAAAAACGUGAACGAUAUAAAAUAGUUAGAAAUUUUUAUACGUGUUACUUUCCUUUAUUA